AUGGCCAAUGUCACCUUGGUGUCAGGAUUCUUACUGGUAGGGUUUUCUGAUGACCCAGAGCUGCAGGUUUUACAUGGUGUGCUCUUCCUAGUGAUUUACUCAGCUGCUGUAGUGAGUAACCUCCUCAUCAUCACUCUCAUCACCCUAGAUCUGCAACUCCAUGCACCCAUGUACUUCUUCCUGAAGAACUUGUCCUCCUUGGAUGUCUUCCUUGUGUCAGUCCCGAUCCCAAAAUUCAUUGUCAAUAGCCUAACACACAGCUAUUUCAUAUCCAUUUUAGAAUGUGCCUUCCAACUAUUGUUAAUGACUUCCUUCUCGGCAGGUGAGAUAUUUAUCCUCACAGCCAUGGCCUGUGACCGCUAUACAGCCAUCUGCUAUCCUUUGCACUAUGGGCUCAUCAUGAACGGCAGCACUUGUAUGCUGAUGGCAAGUGCUUCCUGGGCCAUUGGAGGACUUUUUGGAGCUGUGUACACAGCUGGUACAUUUUCCAUGCCCUUUUGUGGCUCCAAUGUGAUCCCACAGUUUUUCUGUGAUGUUCCCUCAUUAUUGAGGAUUUCCAGCUCUGAAACACUAGUGGUGGUUUAUGCAAGUAUUGGGAUUGGUAUGUGCUUAUGUGUGUCUUGCUUCAUCUGUAUUGUGAUCUCUUAUAUUUAUAUUUUCUCCACUGUACUGAAGAUUCCUACAACAAAAGGUCAAUCAAAAGCUUUCUCCACAUGCUUCCCUCAUCUCACAGUUUUUACUGUUUUUGUCAUAACUGCAUGUUUUGUUUAUCUCAAGCCAUCUUCAAAUGCACCCUCAGUUAUGGACCAGCUGCUUUCUGUCAUCUAUACUGUGAUACCUCCAAUCCUCAACCCUGCUAUCUACAGCCUGAGGAACAAGGACAUGAAAUGGGCCUUGAUGAGGUUGCUGUCAAAAAUACAACACUGA
Messenger RNA from Choloepus didactylus (southern two-toed sloth), 927 nucleotides. RefSeq names its product olfactory receptor 14A2-like. Bases 1 to 927 code for a protein of 308 amino acids. Gene Ontology annotation, molecular function: odorant binding; G protein-coupled receptor activity; olfactory receptor activity. Gene Ontology annotation, cellular component: membrane. The transcript has a single exon. The record is from RefSeq and is a predicted model, not a curated record. NCBI's taxonomy places the organism in Eukaryota, Metazoa, Chordata, Mammalia, Pilosa, Megalonychidae. Gene Ontology annotation, biological process: G protein-coupled receptor signaling pathway.